UCUCAAUGAUGGAGUCAUGAAGAUGUUGCGGGUGGUGCCUGAGGGCGUGCUGGUUAAACAUCCAAAGAUUGUGACUUUAGAUCCUGUUAAGAAAGGAGACAAUGGUGUACAGAAUGAAGUUCUUAACAGUGGAAUUCAAAGGAAAGAUUUGGUUCCAAACACACCUACUAGCACACAGAUCUCUGUGACAGGGAGAGAACAAGUAUCUCAGCUGGUGGAGAAUGCCAUUGGCGGCAACUCAAUGGGUACUCUAAUCAGACAACCCUCGGGCUGUGGAGAGCAGAACAUGAUCUCAAUGACCCUGCCUGUUAUUGCAACCUUGUAUUUGGACAAAACCAACCAAUGGGAAACUGUGGGCUUUGAGAAACGUAAUGAAGCUCUCCAACAUAUAAAAACUGGUUACACAAACGAGUUGGCCUUCCGUAAAAAUGAUGGAUCGUUUGCUGCAUUUGUUUCUCGCCCAGCUAGCACCUGGCUGACUGCCUAUGUUGCCAAGGUGUUUGCAAUGGCCCAUCAUCUGGUUGCAAUACAAGAUAAUGUGAUCUGUGAUGCUGUCAAGUACCUUAUUCUCAAAGGACAACAACCUGAUGGUGUUUUCAAAGAAUUUGCAGCUGUAUUGCAGUGAGCGAUGAAUGGUGAUGUGGCCGGCUUAGAUUCAGACGCCUCCAUGACAGCUUUCUGCCUCAUUGCAAUGCAAGAGUCACGCUCAAUAUGUUCCGACACUGUCAACAGUCUCCCAGGCAGUAUAGACAAAGCAGUGGCCUACCUGGAGAGGCGCCUGCCCAGCCUCACCAACCCUUAUGCUGUGGCCAUGACAUCAUAUGCACUGGCUAAUGAAAACAAAUUGAACAAAGAGAUCCUAUUCAAGUUUGUUUCCCCAGAGCUAUCUCACUGGCCUGUACCUAGAGGCCGUAUUUACACUUUGGAAGCCACAGCUUAUGCUCUUCUUGCUCUUGUCAAGUCUCAGAACUUUGAAGAUGCCAGACCUGUUGUGAGAUGGUUCAACGCACAACAGAAGGUGGGAGGAGGCUAUGGAUCAACUCAGGCUACUAUAAUGGUCUAUCAAGCUGUAGCAGAGUACUGGAUCAACGCUAACGAACCACAGUAUGAUCUGAAUGUGGACAUCAAGUUGCCAGGAAGGUCGGCACCUGAAAAGUACAAUUUCAAUCAGAACAACCACUAUGCCACAAGAACGUCUAAGAUUAACGAUAUAAACCAGGACAUCACAGUUACUGCUAGGGGAACAGGAGAAGCAACAGUGACAUUGGUAUCACUGUAUUACGCUAAGCCCAAAGAACGGGAGAGUGACUGCCAGAAUUUUACCCUCAAAGUGGAUCUCGUAGAAGAAAAAUCUAAUGCAGAUGAAAAGAUAUACAAACUUAGGAUAGAGGUCAUGUAUAAGAACAGGGAUCGUGAUGCAGGCAUGUCAAUCUUGGAUAUUGGCUUACUAACUGGUUUUGCUGUUGAAACAAAAGACCUGGAUUUGUUGUCUAGAGGACGUGGCCGCACCAUAUCAAAAUAUGAGAUGAACAAAGCCCUGUCAGAAAGAGGCUCACUCAUCAUUUACUUGGACAAGGUUUCUCACACACGACCAGAGGAAAUUGCUUUUAGAAUCAAACAGGAAAUGCCAGUGGGCGUCUUACAACCCGCAUCUGUAUCUGUCUAUGAAUACUAUGAACAAACACGCUGCGUGAAAUUCUACCAUCCAGAGAGGGAAGCUGGAAAACUACUGCAGCUCUGUAGAGAUAACAUAUGCACAUGUGCUGAAGAGAACUGCAGUAUGCAGAAGAAGGAAAAAAUCCCCAAUGAUGACCGCCAAGCUAAGAUUUGUGAAAGUACAGAGACCAGCAAAGUAGACUUUGCUUACAAAGUACUGGUUGAAGAGGUUGUAGAAGAGUUAUCCACAGACAGUCACAAAGUCAAAGUGCUGGACCCCAUCAAAGAAGGGAGUCUUGAUGUUGGUCCACUGAAUAAACAGCGCAUAUUUCUCAGUUAUCAACACUGCAGAGAAGCUUUAAGUCUGGAACAAGGAAAAACCUACCUUCUCAUGGGCUCAGAUAAAGAUAUUCACCGAGAUGACAAAAAGAAUACAUUCGAGUACGUAAUUGGUGAGAGAACCUGGGUUGAGUAUUGGCCUACAGCAGAAGAGUGUCAGACUGACAAAUACCGGGAUACCUGCUUGGGCUUGGAGGAGAUGGUCAAUCAGUACUCACUCUUUAGAUGCAUCGGCUAG
Messenger RNA from Pundamilia nyererei, 2233 nucleotides. Its product is annotated as complement C3-like. The transcript has 22 exons. NCBI's taxonomy places the organism in Eukaryota, Metazoa, Chordata, Actinopteri, Cichliformes, Cichlidae. Gene Ontology annotation, molecular function: protein binding. Gene Ontology annotation, cellular component: extracellular region. The record is from RefSeq and is a predicted model, not a curated record.